UAUUUCUUUACUAGAGUAUAAGCAACAAUCGUUUUUAUAGUUUAAAUUUUAAAAAAUGAACGCACGAAAACUAAAACUUAUUCGAUUGAUGUUAUACUCCUUUUUAGAAAAACGAAAUUCUAAAUUAAGUUACAGAUACCAUUAUGCAAUUGCAUUCCUGAUAAUAUCGUGUUUAGCAGCAGCAUGUGUUACUUCCAUGUUCCAGUCUGAUCUGUUAGAAAAAAGUCAACUUUUCUUAGAAAUAUUCCUAUUAGCAAUUUUUAUUUUGGAAUUUGCACUCCGCGUAUUUGGCUCAGGAGCAACCGGAACAUAUGGAUCAAAUGGAGGGCUAAAAAAGUACCUGCAAAGACCACAUAUGAUUAUUGAUAUUACAGUCAUUGUGUCAUCAUUGCUUGUGGUUGUAUUAUUACAUAUAAACAUUAGCAUGCAGGUUAAAAGAAGAGCUUAUCUGUUGCAAAUGUUCAAAGUUGUGAGAUUGGAUAGGCACAGAGGAGCUUUUGCUUCAUUUAUAUUAGUGUUCAAAAAACAUCGUAACGAGUUAUUAACGUGCUGGUACAUGGGAUUUCUUGUGGUUUUAUUGCUCAGCUUUCUUGGAUUUGCCAUAGAAACAAAACACGAUAAUGUUAACGACCAUUUGUUUAACAGUUUUUAUUGGGGAGUGAUAUCGUUAACAACUAUUGGAUAUGGAGAUAUUGUUCCUGAAAAACCAGCAGCAAAAAUAUUAAUUUGUUUUUUUGCAUUAUUUGGCGCAUUAUUUCUUGCACUUCCCGCCGGAAUAAUUGGAUCAGGUUUUGCUCUACAAGUAUCAGAACAGCAAAAAGAAAAACAUGUGAGUAGAAGACGAAGGCCAGCUGCCGAGUUAUUGCAGUCUUACUGGCGAAAGUAUGCUGCCGAUAAUGAUAUUGAAUGUACUUGGCAACCAUACCUACAAGGAAUGGAGAAGAACUAUGAGAUUAUGAAAAAAAAAUAUGAAGAGAAAUUUUCAGCUUUCAAGGAAGAAAAGUUUUCACUGCUUGAUGAUCAUGUGGAAAAGAUACACACAUUUUGGUUCCCAAGAAAAUCAUUAACUGUUGCUGAAAAAAAUGCCAUUCGUUUUAUCAGGUAUCUUAAAUGGGUAACUGCAUCUCGAAAGUUUAAGCAGGCAAGACGACCUUAUGACGAAAGAGAUAUUUUAGCAUCAUUUUCCUCAUCUCAAGUUGAGAUACUGGCAAAACUGAAAGAAAUAAACAAGGAAAUUCAAUCACAGGCAAAAGAAAAUGAACUUCAAUUUAUGAAGAUUUUAAAUCUGGAAAAAGAGGUGAAGAAAACUAAUAAACUAUUGAGGCAACUGUUUGAAGAAGAUCAAGAUAUUUCCGAUGACAUCUAUAAUUUGCAAAGAAACGAGAGUUUAAUAAAUUACAGAAUGAAAUAUAAAUCUUCCGUAGAUAGAGACUUCUACUUUUCCCAAAUUUCAGAAGGAAACCUUCUGCAGAAAGAAAAUCCUAGAAAAGAUUCAAUUAAAAAUGAAGUCAAUUUUUUAAGUUCAAUAAAACAAAAAAAAUGUAGUUAUGAAGAAAGAGACGAAAAUGAAUUACACGAAAUUUACGUACGAUCACUUAGAACUAUGUUAAGAAACUUUCAACUUGAAACCAUAGAAACAAAAAGCAUUAAAAAUAAUUAGUAAUGACAAUAAUUGUUUAAAGCAAAGAUUUGUACAAACAAUCUGUUUUGUUCUUUGGCAAUUUUUGUUUUAACUAGCUGCUGAAAUAAUUUUUAUUAUUUU
Messenger RNA from Hydra vulgaris (swiftwater hydra), 1762 nucleotides. RefSeq names its product potassium voltage-gated channel subfamily KQT member 5. Lineage: Eukaryota; Metazoa; Cnidaria; Hydrozoa; Anthoathecata; Hydridae. Gene Ontology annotation, cellular component: membrane; voltage-gated potassium channel complex. Gene Ontology annotation, biological process: potassium ion transmembrane transport. The record is from RefSeq and is a predicted model, not a curated record. Gene Ontology annotation, molecular function: voltage-gated potassium channel activity.